Messenger RNA from Staurois parvus, 1184 nucleotides. NCBI's taxonomy places the organism in Eukaryota, Metazoa, Chordata, Amphibia, Anura, Ranidae. The record is from the annotation of a GenBank genome assembly.
UACAGAUUGUCCUAUAAUCACCUGACAGACAGUUCCCUGCCCCCACCUGGCAUCUGGAAUAAGAAAUAACCCGACACUGAGGACACUGGACCUGUCUGAUAACAAUCUGGAGGGUCCUCAUUUCAGGGAUCUGAUGGCGGCUCUGACAACAAGCCGGAUAGAGAAAUUACAAUUGGAUAAUAAUCACCUGACAGACAGUUCCUGCCCCCACCUGGCAUCUGGAAUAAGAAAAUAACCCGACACUGAGGACACUGGACCUGUCUGGGAACACGCUGGAGGGUCCUCAAUUCAGGGAUCUGAUGGCGGCUCUGACAACAAGCCGGAUAGAGGAAUUACAAUUGUAUGAUACUCACCUGACAGACAGUUCCUGCCCCCACCUGGGAUCUGGAAUAAGAAAUAACCCGACACUGAGGACACUGAACCUGUCUGGGAACAAUCUGGAGGGUCCUCAUUUCUGGGAUGUGAUGGCGGCUCUGACAACAAGCCGGAUAGAGGAAUUACAAUUGUAUGAUACUCACCUGACAGACAGUUCCUGCCCCCACCUGGCAUCUGGAAUAAGAAAUAACCCGACACUGAGGACACUGAACCUGUCUGGGAACAAUCUGGAGGGUCCUCAUUUCAGGGAUCUGAUGGCGGCUCUGACAACAAGCCGGAUAGAGGGAUUACAAUUGUCCUCUAAUCACCUGACAGACAGUUCCUGCCCCCACCUGGUUCCUGGAAUAAGAAAUAACCCGACACUGAGGACACUGAACCUGUCUGGGAACAAUCUGGGGGGUCCUCAUUUCAGGGAUCUGAUGGCGGCUCUGACAACAAGCCGGAUAGAGGAAUUACAGUUGUCCUCUAAUCACCUGACAGACAGUUCCUGCCCCCACCUGGCAUCUGGAAUAAAAAAUAAACCCGACACUGAGGACACUGGACCUGUCUAUGAACAAUCUGGAGGGUCCUCAUUUCUGGGAUAUGAUGGCGGCUCUGACAACAAGCCGGAUAGAGGAAUUACAAUUGUCCUAUAAUGACCUGACAGACAGUUCCUGCCCCCACUGGCAUCUGGAAUAAGAAAUAACCCGACACUGAGGACACUGAACCUGACUGGGAACAAUCUGGAGGGUCCUCAUUUCAGUGAUCUGCUGGCGGCUCUGAAAACAAGCCGGAUAGAGAAAUUCCAGUGAGUAUAACAGGACUGACUG